Messenger RNA from Bactrocera latifrons, 1341 nucleotides. RefSeq names its product transforming growth factor beta regulator 1. The transcript has 2 exons. The coding region runs from base 118 to 1122 and encodes 334 amino acids. NCBI's taxonomy places the organism in Eukaryota, Metazoa, Arthropoda, Insecta, Diptera, Tephritidae. Gene Ontology annotation, biological process: regulation of cell cycle. The record is from RefSeq and is a predicted model, not a curated record. Gene Ontology annotation, cellular component: nucleus.
GUCAAAAAUAAAUUCUAAACAAAUGGACUAAAAAUAAUUUAUCGCUAGUUUCUUUUACAAAGUAUUAUAGCAAAAAAAUUUAAAUUAAAACGAAAUUAUCGCUUCUACUGAUACAAUAUGUCGAAACCUCAAACAAUGCUACAUUAUCAAAACAGUCAAUAUACGCGUGUAAUGAAUUUAAAGUAUAAAUCAAAGUAUAAACGCCUAAAACGUCAAAUUAAAAAUUUUGUAUUUGAAAAUGCUGCGCUGUGUGAUGAGGUUGCACAGGUCCAAGCUGAUUUGGCAACUGCCCGCGAGGAACGUCGUUAUUUGAUUAAACGACUUAUGCGUCAUGAGGGUAUUGAUAGUUUAGAACAACAGCAAAUGGAACAGCACGAUAUUCCCAACUCGCAACAAAAAGGAUCAAGCAAAGCAGUUAAUUCGGUGCCCAAAAAACGUGGUCCCAAGAAACGUUUACCAACGCCGCAGGGGCAAGAAAAAGUCGACAGACGUUAUAAACCACGCGAUAAAGUUAUUUUAGACGCCAGUGGAAAACCUAUGUAUCCAAUCAAUCUAUGUAAUAUACUUAUACACUCACCUGGUGAGAUUAUACCCAUAAAUCCAAAUUUCCACACAAGUAACUGGAUAUAUCCAGUUGGUUAUGUUGCCACCCGUAUAUAUGCCCACCCAAAGGAUCCACAACGAAAAUGUGUUUACACCUGUAAAAUACUUAACAAUGCUGGAAUGCCACAAUUCCAAAUAAUACCAGACAAUGAUUUGGACAGUGUUUUCUUUGGCGAAACAGCUAACAUCUGUCAUAAGGGUUUAUUGGAAACACUUCAGCGUACAUUAGCCGAUGUGGUUCAGUUGCCGCUGCAGGUGCAAGGCGAAAAGUUUUUCGGACUCGCUAAUCCGACUGUAAAAUCUCUGCUCCAAAUGGAUCCUGGUUAUGCACAAUGCUCGAAUUUUCGAGGGUUUCUAGAUGAAGGAGAUACAAAUGGUAACGGAAACUUGUCUCUUCUUGAAGAUAAAGACCCAACAAUGAGUUUUGAUGCAUUACAAACACUGAUCGCCGUAUCAACGUAUCACAAUAUGCCUGAGGUCAAAGAUGAACCACCAGAUGAAUUGUUAGACUUGAAAUAAAUGCAAGCGCAYGUAUAAAAGUUACUUUGAAAGAAAUUUAUUUAAAUCGUUUAUCUCACGUGUAUAUUUAUGUAUAUUUAUACAUGUACAUAUAAAACGUACAACAGUAAAAAAAAAUUGUCCGAUUCAUUACAUUACUAAAUAUAUUGAGAAUUUUAUACCUAAUAUGCGAUAUGCUUACUAAAUAUGUAAAUAAAAAUCAGCUUCUAAAAAUACAAA